Molecule: messenger RNA, 444 nt
Organism: Sungouiella intermedia
Lineage: Eukaryota; Fungi; Ascomycota; Pichiomycetes; Serinales; Metschnikowiaceae
Source: the annotation of a GenBank genome assembly
AUGUUCCAGCGUGACUUCAAGAAGCACGGUGCCAUUCCUUUGAGCACCUACUUGAAGGUCUACAAGGUUGGAGACAUUGUCGACAUCAAGGCCAACGGUUCUAUCCAAAAGGGUAUGCCUCACAAGUACUACCACGGUAAGACCGGUAUCGUCUACAACGUUACCAAGUCUUCUGUUGGUGUCAUUGUCAACAAGGUUGUUGGUAACAGAUACAUUGAGAAGAAGGUCAACUUGAGAGUUGAGCACGUCAAGCACUCUGCUUGUCGUCAGGAGUUCUUGAACAGAGUCAAGUCCAACGCUGCUUUGAAGAAGGAGGCCAAGGAGAAGGGUGAGCAGGUGUCUUUGAAGAGACAACCAGCUCAGCCAAGAGAGGCCAAGGUUGUUGGUACCGAGGGUAACAUCCCACAGCUUUUGGCUCCUGUUGCUUACGAGACCUUCAUUUAA